AUGGAGAAAGCAACAGAUUCUAGCUUAUUUGUCAAUGAUGGUUCUUUCAUGGAGAGGUUCAAACAGCUCCAACAGGAGAAGGAAACGGAAAAGGUGAAGACUGCCUCUUCAAAAGAGUCUAAGACAGCUUCCAAUGCAGCACCAAAUCCUCCAAGUGAUCCAACAGUGAAGAAAGUUGCAGACAAGUUAGCAAGUUUUGUGGCCAAGAAUGGAAGGCAGUUUGAGCAUAUCACACGCCAAAAGAAUCCAGGAGACACUCCAUUUAAGUUCUUGUUUGAUGAAAGCUGUCCUGAUUACAAAUACUAUGAAUAUCGACUUAGUGAAGAGGAAAGGGCUCUAUCACAGACUACGGAUGCCCAAACAUCCCUUAGUGGUGUUACUAGCACUGCUACUCCUAGUUCAACGAGUAGUUCUCAUAGGUCACAUCAGCAGCAUUCAAAUUACCAAAUUCCUGCAUCAGCAUUAUAUGGAGCAGCGGAGAAUACAAGUUCUUCAGAUUCAGCUGGAAAAUCUGGUCAUCCAAGCGGUCCAUCGGGGUCAGAUCCAAUAUCAAUGAUGGAAUAUUACAUGAAGAAGGCUGCAGAAGAAGAGAAGCUGAGACCAUACAAAUCUUCAAAAGAUGAGAUGCCUCCGCCUGCUUCUCUCCAAGCUCCAGGAAAGAAGGGGCAUCAUAUGGGAGACUAUAUCCCGCCUGAAGAGCUUGCUAAGUUUUUGUCUACCUGCAAUGAUGUAGCUGCUCGGAAAGCUGCCAUAGAGGCUGCAGAAAGGUCGAAAAUACAAGCUGAUAAUAUUGGCCACAAACUUCUGUCUAAAAUGGGUUGGAAAGAAGGUGAAGGACUAGGGAGCUCUAAAAGUGGUAUUGCAGAUCCAAUCACGGCCGGCAAUGUAAAAUCAAAUAAUUUAGGAGUUGGUGCUUCCCAACCCGGGGAGGUAACUCCAGAAGAUGAUAUCUAUGAGCAAUAUAAGAAACGAAUGAUGCUAGGCUACAAGUACAGGCCAAAUCCGUUGAACAAUCCUCGGAAAGCAUACUACUGAGGCAUAUUGUGGAAUAUUUCCAGCUGGCCAUCUAGAGGGUGCAGUGCAAACAAG
Molecule: messenger RNA, 1089 nt
Organism: Nicotiana tabacum (common tobacco)
Lineage: Eukaryota; Viridiplantae; Streptophyta; Magnoliopsida; Solanales; Solanaceae
Source: RefSeq, a predicted model, not a curated record